Molecule: messenger RNA, 915 nt
Organism: Chondrus crispus (carragheen)
Lineage: Eukaryota; Rhodophyta; Florideophyceae; Gigartinales; Gigartinaceae
Exons: 1
Coding region: 1-915 (304 amino acids)
Biological process (GO): protein deglycosylation
Molecular function (GO): N4-(beta-N-acetylglucosaminyl)-L-asparaginase activity
Source: RefSeq, a predicted model, not a curated record
AUGUCCUCUAUCGUCGCGACUUGGGCCUUCAGCGGCCCCGGCGUCGUCACGGCGGCCGGCAUUCUAGCUAAUGGCGGCGGCGCGCUGGACGCAGUCGAACACGGCAUCCACGCCGUCGAGCUCGAUACCCGCGUCACGUCGGCCGGCUAUGGCGGCCUCCCCAACGCCCUCGGCCGCCUGCAGCUCGAUGCCGCCCUCAUGACCGACGACGGGCGCAUCGGCGCUGUCAUGGCGCUGGAGGGCUUCCGCGCUGCGGUCCCCGCCGCUCGCCACGUGCUCGACCACAGCCCGCACUCCAUCCUCGGAGGUGACGGCGCUGCCGCGUUCGCGACUGGCCACGGCAUGGUGGCAGCCACGGACACUGCCCAGCUUUUAUCCCCGCACGCCAAGAAGCGCUACAGACAGUUUCGCAACGGCGAGAUCAGCCCCGGCCCGCACCGCGACCAUGCGACCAUGCCGCACACCGACACCGUGGGCAUGAUCGCGCGCGACGCGGACGGACGCCUCGCGGCCGGGUGCGCGACGAGCGGGAUGCAGUUCAAGGCGCCCGGGCGCGUGGGCGACUCGCCAAUCGUUGGCGCAGGCCUGUACGCAGACGAGGCUGGCGCCGCCGUCGCGUCGGGCGACGGCGAUCAGAUGCUCAGGUUUUGCAUCGCGUUUCUGGUCGUCGAGCAGAUGCGCGGCGGCGAGGAGGUGCAGCUGGCGUGCGAAGCCGCCAUGCGGAGAGUACAUGCGGCCGACCCAAAGUGUCAGGCAGCCGUCACGGGCAUGUCGCCGGACGGCGGUGUCGGCGCGGCCGCGACGCACGGCGGGUUCCGAGUCGUCCGAUGGCGAGCGGGAACGGGUGCAGAGGAUGUGCAGAACGAGGAAGCGCGUGCCGUGUCGGAGACGACGUGGAAGCAUUCCUGUGUGUAG